CAGCACUCGGAAGCAGAAUACUUGUUCAAAUAUGUAUGGAGUUGAUUUUCAAUGGGAGUUUUGUUGAGGAGUUUGGUCUGUUUAGCACACAGACACCAUAAAAUCUCGUUGUUGUCAAUAUCUGUGCAGAUGCAGUUAUAAACAAUAUCGUAUACACAUCUGACAUGUUUUCAAAAUGGAUUUCAAGUGUUUAAUAUCCUGGGGUUUUCAAUCCCCGUAAUCUGGACUGAUUUUUCUGUCUCGGCAUUUGAAACAAAUUCUAAAAUGAAUGGAUCUACAGAAAUCACAUUGCUAACGAAGAGGAAAUGUAAAUAAUCAUUAUGCAUGCUCGAUAGAAAUCUGACAAAUUAUUAUAUAAGAACCUUUAUUGACUCCGUUGAGUUACCAUAUAUAUGUAUGACGUAAGCGAUAUAGAAGCGCAACAUGGAAAGAACAAUUUUGACUAGGGUGUAUUAAAACAAUAUUUAUGUACAUGACUACAAACUAAAGAAUCUGUCAAUCAUGUUUGAAGGCUACGUUUUUCUAGACGAGAAUGAGGAGGAAUAUUAUGACACCGAGGACAAUGGAUUAACUCCAUUGAUGAUAGCAGUCAAAGAAAAUAAACUGGUUAUUGUUGAAAGACUGAUAGAUCUUGGCGUUAACCUUAAUGAUAGAGCCAAGGAUGGGAGAACUGUUAUGCAUUAUGCGGCAGCUUAUGCCAAAGAUGACAUUGUUAAAAUAUUGCUCAACAAGAAGGCUGAUAUUACCAUCACUGGCGGGCCGAAAGACGAGCUUCCUUUACAUCUUGCAUGUGCAAGAACUAGUGGAGCUGUCACAGUUGUACAGGCUAUAUUGCGAGCUGCUGUCAAAGACCAGAGGUUAUCUAUGGACAAGAUUGGUUGUAUACCAUUGUUUUUGGCAGCUGAAGUUGGAAAUGUUGCUGUAUGCAAAGAAUUGUUGUCAUCGCAUGCCGAACAGCAACUUAAUAUGCAGCGAAAGGACAAUGGAGACACUGCACUACAUGUUGCUUGUCGCAGAAGAGAUAUGGACCUUGCAAGACUUCUAGUGGAUGCAGGGGCACCUGUUGACUUACAAAAUAAUGAAGGCCAGUCAGCGUUACAUAUUGCAGCAUUUGAAGGUGAUGAAGCAAUGUUGAAAUUUCUUCUACUGAACAAAGCAAGUCCGUAUCUUACAGACAAGCAUGACCGCAGUCCUGUGCAUAUAGCCGCUGAAAGAGGCCAAACACACAUAGUGGACAUGCUACUGGACAAAUACCGGUCAUCUCUGUCAGCAAGGACCAAGGACGGUAACACAUUGAUGCACAUAGCCUCAACAUUUGGUCAUCCUGAAACUGCUUUAGCUUUUCUAAAGAAAGGUGUUCCCUUAUAUAUGCCAAAUAAGUCAGGUGCACUUUGUCUCCAUGCGGCUGCUAUGAAAGGUCACGUGUCAGUCCUUAAAGCUCUUCUUCAAAAAGGGAUUGCAGUUGACUCUAGAACAAAGGAUGGUUACACAGCAUUGCAUUUGGCGGUAGAGUUUUGCAAACCACAAUCUGUUCAACUAUUACUUGGUUAUGGGGCACAAGUUGAAGCCAAAGGUGGAAAGGGUAAAGAAACACCGUUACACAUUGCCGCCCGUACAAAAGAAGGUGAAAAAUGUGCCGAUAUGUUACUGAAGAGUGGGGCAGAUGUAAAUGCAUUUAAAGAGAAUGGUGAGACUGCAAUGCAUAUUGCAGCAAGGAGCGGUCAGCAAUCAAUGAUCUCAGCACUUCUAGAGGACGGUGCUGAUCCGACAGCAUUCUCAAAGGCUGGAGAAACGCCUUUGCAUAUGGCGGUGAGACACUGCCAUUUGGAAGUGGCCAGAGAGAUCAUUCAAUAUGUGACUCGGCACAAAUCUCGUAUAGAUGCCAUAAUGCUUGUAAAUCAACAAAAUUAUGAAGGUGAAACAUCCGUGCAUUAUGCCGCCGGUCUAAGUAAAGCGUUGGCACAUGACGAAUUUGAGGAUACCGAUCUUAUGAAACUUCUGCUUGAACAUAAUGGUGACACAAAUAUUCAUUCCAAGAUGACAUACGAGACGCCCUUACAUUACGCUGCUAGAUCGGGAAAUGACGAUGUAAUGUUGGAAAUGGUAAAGCAUAUUGGUGUUAUCAACAUUCAGAAUGCGGUCAAUAGGCAGGCAAAGAAUGGCUGGUCACCAUUGCUAGUUGCCAGUGAACAAGGUCAUCUUGAGGUCGCUAAGAUACUUCUUAAUCACCAUGCAAGAGUCGAUGUAUUUGACGAGGCACAUGGUAAAGCUGCGUUGCAUCUUGCAGCUGAAAAUGGUCAUGAUCAAGUUGCUGACAUGUUGUUGUGGAAUAAAGCUUAUGUAAAUGCCAAAUCUAAAUCCGGUAUUACGCCUCUACAUUUAGCGGCACAGAAUGGGUAUAACACUCUGGUCAGACUUCUUAUACAAACUCACAAAGCAUCUAUAGACGCACUUUCUCUCGCAAAGAAAACUCCUUUACAUAUGGCGGCACAGUACGGGCGGUUGGAAGUUUGCAAUACAUUACUCAAGUUUAAUGCAGACGCAAAUGCCGUUGACGAGCAUGUACAGACACCGCUCCACCUAGCGGCAGAAAACGACCACUCAGAUGUUGUUAAACUGUUUCUCAAACACAGACCAGAGCUUGUAACCAUGGCAAAUACGAAUGGGAUGACAAUAGCACAUAUAGCUGCAGCAAAAGGAAGUGUCUGUGUGAUCAAGGAAUUGAUGAAGUUUAAUAAAUCGGUUGUUACUUCUACAAGAAACAGGACAAAUGAUUCAACAGCGUUGCAUAUGGCAGCAGAAGGGGGUUAUACUGAAGUUGUUGGCGCGCUUCUUGAGGCUGGGGCCAAUCCAAAGGAGGAAAAUGGGGAUGGCAAUACUGCAUUGCAUCUAGCUGCCAAACAUGGUCAUAUCCAAAUAAUGGAAGCAUUGAAAGGGAAAUUGUCUCUUAGGACCCCUAGCAGAAAGACCGGGUUAACAGCGCUGCAUGUAGCAGCCAGUUAUGGCCAGGUCGACUUUAUCCGUGAGAUGUUAAUUACUGUACCGGCUACAAUUAAGUCCGAUCCUCCUGGAGGCGGUGACACGGGGAUUAAAGAUCUGACUACUGAAGGAAAGAGAGGCUGGUUUGGUGUAAAGAAACGAUUUAUUGGGGCACUUGGAGAGUAUGGAUUGGUGCCUUUACAUCUUGCAGCGAAAUCUGGCCACGAAGGUUUGGUACGCCUUCUUCUAAAUUGUCCUGGUGUUCAGGCAGACACAGUAACAAUGAUACAGGGUUCUACAUCCCUCCAUCUGGCUGCACAGAGUGGACAUGUUCACGUGGUUAGUCUGUUGUUGAGUAAAUCUACAGCAAUGAUUCAUGUAAAGGACAAACGGGGACGGACCGGCAUUAUGCUGGCCGCGGCCAAUGGUCACCUAGACAUGGUCACUUUAUUAGUGGGACAGGGAGCUGACAUAAAUGCUUCUGAUAAGAAUGGAUGGACAAGUUUGCACUUUGCAGCAAAAGCGGGAUAUCUUAAUGUAGUGAAAUACUUGGUAGAAAGCGGUGCUUCAACAAAGCAUGAGACUAAGGAUGGCAAAGUUCCCAUAUGUUAUGCGGCAUCAUUCUCUCAUUUUGAUGUACUCAGUUAUUUGAUGCAGAAAGACCAUAGUACUCAAAGACUUAUGGACGAUAAAAAGUUCGUGUUUGAUUUGAUGAGUUGUGGUAAGCAGAACAAUGACAAAUGUAUUGAAGAAUUUAUCGUACUGUCUCCUGCCCCAGUGGAUACUGCUGCCAAGCUGUCACAAAACUUUCGUGUUCUUGCUGGAAAAGAAAAAGAAAGAGCACGUGAUUUAACUGCUGCGGGUGAUUAUUGUGAAAAUAUGGCAACCGAUCUUCUUUCAACUGCUACAAGCACUAACAGUCCAGCAACGCUUCUGAAAGCAGUGGACUGUAAUGGAACUCCAUUUCUUGACGUCUUAAUGGAAAAUGAACAAAAACUUGUUGUUGCACAUCCAGCUGUGCAGAAAUAUCUUUCAGAUAUUUGGAUGGGCAAUCUGAAUUGGGCUACAUGGAAAAUACUUAUGCUAUUUUGUGGUUUCCUGUUCCUGCCAAUGGUUUGGAUAUUGUUUUCUCUUCCAUUAAGACAGCGUUUUAACAAAGUUCCGAUUAUAAAAUUUAUGUCAUAUUUAGUAUCACACCUCUACCUGAUGUUACUUAUCUCAAUAACAAUAGUAUAUCCACUAGUGCCCAUCUGGGAGUCAGGGUCGUUGAUACCACACUGGUAUGAAUGGGUUUUACUAGCAUGGUUGUCUGGAUUGCUAGUUUCAGAAUUGACGAAUCCGGGUGAUCGUGACGGACUUGGAUAUAUUAAAGCAAUUAUUCUUAUAAUGAGUGCAGUGGCCAUAGCCAUACAUGUUAUUGCAUUUGCAUUCGAAGAGAAUGACAGGCUUGUGGCCAUAUUCAUUCGUAAUCAUAUUUUUGCAUGGGCUUUAUUGUUAUGUUUUGUACAAUUGUUGGACUUCCUGUCAUUCCAUCACCUGUUCGGACCAUGGGCAAUCAUUAUUCGUGAUUUGUUAAAGGAUUUAACAAGAUUUCUUGUCGUGUUAGUUAUAUUCAUGACUGGAUUUACGCUUCACCUGACAUCAAUCUAUCAGCCUGUGUUUAAACCAACCGAACCUGAUCCUGCUCUCGGUGACGGAGAUGGAGCAGGUCUAGAAACUCCAUAUAUAACUCCACUAGAUGUUUUCGAACUGCUAUUAUUCUCAUUGUUUGGAUUGGUAGACCCGGAUAAUCUUCCAUCACUAUAUCGCAGUCCUAUAUGGGUUGUUUCCCUUGUAAAGAUAGUGUUCGGGACAUACAUGAUGGUAACGUUGAUUGUGCUGAUAAAUCUGUUAAUUGCUAUGAUGUCAGACACUUACCAAAGGAUUCAGCAACAGUCAGACACUGAGUGGAAAUUCGGGAGAGCGAAACUUAUCCGCAAUAUGAACAAAACAUCGGCAACACCUUCGCCCUUAAACCUUUUUACAAAACUAUUUCAGUAUAUCAGACUAGCGUACAGACAUAAAGGUAAAUUAUGUAGUGCUCAAGCACAAGCCUACAUCAACGAGGAGGAUGAUAUUGAUGCUCUGUCUGAUACAAGAUCGAUGGACAUUCUAGCGAAUUCUUCUGCCGUCUGGCUCCAAACAAUCCGAAGACGUCGCAGUGCAAAAAUCACUCCAGAUGGUGUAGCCGGAAUGGUACGGAGUCAUCAUGGACCUCAGAGGUUAGAAGACGCAAUUGAUUGGAAAGCCGUGGUGAAACGGUACUACAAAAUGCAAGGCGUUGACGAAUCAUCAGAUGAUGAUGACGAGAAAAAUGGGAUUCUAAAUCAUUCAAAUAAUAACCAUAUAGAUGCUCUUAAUGAUAUGCAGGGUUAAGUUUUUAAUUCAUAGGAUGAAUAUGGGAAUUAAACAAAUUAUAUUAUGAAAAUGAUCGUUAUAACAAACACAUAUCAAUACAUGAAGGUAACGAGUGCUUAUUUGACAAGGUAUAUUGAAUUAAGUAAACGCAAUGACAUAUUCAACAGUUAAUAUGUGUUAAAUAACACCAUAGAAAAACUAGAAUACUUGCAUUAAAGGUUAUAAAGCCGUUACAGCACUGGAUAUUUCAAAUAAACAUGCUUGACUAAAACAUUUAACAUUUUAGGCAGAAUUUCAGAAUAGCGAACAGUGACACAGAUAAACUGAUCUUGGUCUGCAGGGAUCGCAUGGGUUAACCAGGCUAAGGAUUAAUGAUCAUUUUUACCUAAUCAUGGCAUUUUAAUUUGUUAGUGUGUUUCUAUGUACACCUCAUUUCCCCAUAAUGCACAAUCAUAAUUCUUCUUUAUAUAUUUAAGUGAGUGUAUAGGUGUAAAUUAAACUAUAAUAUUAUGUAUAAUGACAUUGAUAACAUACAUGAACGUGUUGAUAAAAUA
Messenger RNA from Ruditapes philippinarum (Manila clam), 5930 nucleotides. RefSeq names its product serine/threonine-protein phosphatase 6 regulatory ankyrin repeat subunit B-like. The transcript is spliced from 30 exons. Gene Ontology annotation, biological process: GPI anchor biosynthetic process; calcium ion transmembrane transport. Gene Ontology annotation, cellular component: membrane; glycosylphosphatidylinositol-N-acetylglucosaminyltransferase (GPI-GnT) complex. Bases 502 to 5394 code for a protein of 1630 amino acids. The record is from RefSeq and is a predicted model, not a curated record. NCBI's taxonomy places the organism in Eukaryota, Metazoa, Mollusca, Bivalvia, Venerida, Veneridae. Gene Ontology annotation, molecular function: calcium channel activity; protein binding.